AUGUUUUUCACGGACCCUCAUACACAAGCAAAGAAGAAACGGUAUAUUGGAUCUGUCAAAACAAACAUCGGCCAUCUUGAAUCUGCUGCUGGUGUUGCUGGUCUUAUUAAGGUUUUGCUCAUGAUGAAGAACAACAAGAUUGUUAAAUCACUUUUUACAGACAAAUUGCAUCCAGAUAUUGAUUUUCAAAAAUUCUGCUUUGUUAUUCCUACUGAUUUAAAAGAUUGGGACAGAAAAAGGAAACUUGCUUGUGUAAACUCCUUUGCGUUUGGUGGAACUAACUGUCAUGCCAUUCUUUCAUCCUACACUGAAAUAACAACAGUAAUUGAAAAAGGACAUGUGUCAAAACGGCCUUUGAUGUUUUUCUUUUCUGGACAAGAUCAGAAAGGUCUUACAGACAGCAUCACAGAAUUUCUCAACUUCGCUGAAACAGAAACUGAAAGAAACCUGCUGUCUAUAUCAUAUUCAUCAACAGUGAGACGUGAUCAUUUUCAAGUGAGGAAAGCUGUUAUUGCAACUUCUUUGAAAGAACUAGCUAACAAACUGAAACGUGUCAAGAUGUUAGAAAUUUCGUACAAACCUAAGAGGCUGAUUUUUGUCUUUGGAGGAAUGGGUAUAGCUUGGAUGGGAAUGUGCAAGGAACUUAUGUCUGAGUUUCAAGUAUUCAAAGGAAAGAUCCAAGAGAUUGACAGCUAUUUAAACGAGUAUGUCACUUGGUCUCUCUAUGAACGACUUCUAGAUGACUACAAUGUACAAGACACGAUGUUUGGCCCAGUCGCCACGUUUGCAUGUCAGGUUGCACUAGUUGCACUCUGGAAACACUUGGGAAUCAAACCGGACUGUGUUCUUGGGCAAAGUAUUGGUGAAGUAGCAGCCUCACAUAUCGCUGGAGUUUGGUCACUGAGUGAAGCAGUGAAAAUUAUAUUUCAUCGAACUGUCGUGUUAGCAAAAUCUAUUGGUGGGAAAAUGUUGUUGGUACGCAAUAAACCAGUGGAAAAACUUGAAAUGAUGUUAACUAAAUAUGAAGGCAGAGCAAACAUUGGAUUGUACUACAGUCCCAAGUCAUGUGUUAUUAGUGGAGACACUGAUGCUGUUGACCAAAUUGAAAAGGAACUUCUGACAUCUCCAACAGACGAGAAACAUGGAAUUACUCUUCACACACUUCGAUUACAGACUGCAUUUCACAGCCACCAUACAGACAAUGCAAAACAAGAGAUUGAAAGAAAGCUUGUGGGUAUGCAAGGAGAUAGUCCAGAUAUAGAAAUUAUCUCAACAGUUAGUGGCGAAAAGGCACAGGAAGAAGACUUUUCAACAUCACACUACUGGGGAAGAAACAUUAGAGAUCCAGUACAAUUUGGGAAAGCUGUUGUCAAUGCUGCUAAAGAAAAGAGUUUUAAUAUAUUUGUUGAAAUUGGGCCAAAGCCAGUGUUAGAUUCUGGCAUUAACGAUUUGUUCACUGAGGAUAAUAUUGUUGCUGUUCCUUCAAUGAAAAGGAAUUCUGAGCUGAAUUGCUUAUUGGAAACAGCUGGCAAAAUGUAUGAGCAUGGACUGAAUAUUACAUGGAAUUCCCUGUAUGACAGACCACACCAGAAUACAGAAUACCCAAAGUACAGAUUCUAUACAAAUAAACACCUGUAUGUAUCUGAAGAUCUUCGACAAGAGUUGAUGGGUAUCCAGCCAAAGACAAAUUUGCACCCUUUUCUGAAGACAAUUGACCACAGCGGUGAACAUAAAAUUAUUUUGUCACCAAAAUCAUUUGCCAGUGUCUAUGAACACAGAUUUUCUAAAAACAUUCUAAUUCCCGGUGCACUGUAUGCAGAAGUGGGCUUAGUUCUUGCACGCUUCUACUUGAAAGAAAGUAAAAAACUCCAAAACUGCAGUAUUUCCUUGAGAUUCAAACAACCAGUCUUGUUACAAAGAGAAAAAACUGAACAACUUGAUAUUGAUGUUACGAAAACGAAUAUACCAGAAUCAUUUAACUUUGUUAUACAUAAACAGAACCAUGUGUAUGCUGAAGGAAACGUUGAGAGGGAACAUUCUUUUGAAAACAUAACAGUCGAUAUUGAAUAUGUGAAAAAAAGAUGUAGGCAGACCGUUACAAAACAAGAACUGUACUCAUCUCUUCAAAAUGGUGGACUGUCUUUUGGAGAAAUACUUCAACUUGUUGGAAAUUCCUUAAAAGGUAAAACAGAGGUCUUGUCACAUCUGUCAUUGAAUCCAUCUAUCAAGGAUGAAAUGAAAGAAACAACAAUUCACCCAGCAAUUUUAGAUUCUAUGCUUCAGACUACAGGCUGUUUCUACCAACAGGGAUCAGAAAGACAGAGAGCUUUGCCAAUCCAAAUAGAAGGUCUCAGAAUACUAAGACCUGUUGAAGAGAAAAUGCUUGUGUACACAACAAUUCUGAAACGAACCAGUUCCAUGAACCUAUUUCGUAUAUCUCUCAUGUCACUAGAAGGAACUGUAAUAGCUGAUAUUGAGAAAUUUGUUACUAAAAACCUGGGUGCACAGAAAGAUGAAAUGAUGUUUGAUACACAAUGGAGUCCAAUCAAAACACUACUUAAAUAUGAUAUUCAGAUGGAUCCAUCAGAGAAAUGGCUGAUCAUAGGUAACAAGAAUCAAAACACUGUUACAAAUGACCACAUAAAUUUUGAAUCCCUAGAUUUUGACAACUUGGAAAGAUAUUCAGCAAUAGUGUUUUCUUGGCAGCGGCAAAUUGAAGAGGAUCCAUCCAGUGAGAAACUCCUAGAAGAAAUCACCAGGCAGGCAAUGACUCUGAAAAGUCUGUUGCUGCAGCUCCACACUCAUAACGCAAGUAUUCCCUUGUUCAUUGUAACAGAAAAUGCUGUACACAUUGGAAACAAAGUCUCGUCAAUAGAUCUGGUGGCUGGAUCCUGUUGGGGAUUUGUAAGGUCAGUACUAAGAGAACAAGUCUACAGAAUGGCUACCAUUGUUGAUCUACAUACAGAUGAGAAUAAUAAUUUUGAAACCUUAAUGCAUGCGUCAAUACAACAAUUGAUGUCAGAAGAUAAACAAGGACUUAAUGAAUUUGUUGUUGAUGGAAAUUCUAUUUGGUGUCAGCAAGUCUUUCCAAAUGAUGAUAUGCCAUUAUAUCGAAACAACAAGCUUGAUACACUCUGCAAAGCAAGUCUGUUGUCAAGGAAUAAAGACAGUCUUUCAAAACUAUACUUUACCUAUGACAGUCAAGAGGCACAAUGUGAUCUACCGCAGCCUGUAGAAAUCAUGACAACAAGAGUUGUUAUGCAUGACUCACAUUUGUAUCCACAGUGUUUCCCAGAUUCAAACGUAGUCACUCUUGAAUUUAUUGGAAAACUGUCUACAGGAAAUGAUGAUCAGCAAAACGUGGUAGCGUUCUUUCCAUCCAGAGUUAAUACAUUCAUGACAGUUCCAAAACAAUGUGUUAUUGAGAUCACCAACAUGCCAUGUUAUGCACCAGGACUUGUAACAACACUUGUUUUGUUUUGGCACCACUGCAUGCUAAUUGACAAUCAAACAGAAACAUCAAAUACAACGUAUAAAAUGUUUCCAAGGUGGAUUUGGAAGGCGGACUCCGACAUGACAAAUGUCAUGGAAAUAUUCAUUAUUUAUUCUAAUGUUACUCGUUUUGUGGCAGAGGCACUUUCCAUUAUGCUUAAGGCAGUAAAACGAAAUUCUAACAUACAAAUAGUUGAUAUCAGCAGUUCUGGUUUAAUACCAAGCUAUUCUGAAGCGGUCAUUGUGUCAACCAUUCAACUAGACAACCAAACAAUUAAAACAAUUUGCAACAUGUGGCCUAAAGCAAAAUGCCUUGUCUGUAUGGAUCAGAUGCUACCAAGAAUUGCCAACCUACAACUGUAUCAUCAAAAUCUAAAAUUGCAAAUACAAGUUGUCAGGACCAGUGACAUUUUCACACCCAGAUCAGCAAUGGACACCAUGCCCAAUCUAAUAACAUGGAUUCUGGGUCACAAGAGUGAAGUCAUAACUAUUGCUGAAACACUCCAACACGUUGCUCCCCAACAAAAAGAAACAAAUUUGGCAAAAUUGAUACAAAACUCAACAAUUCAACUUCGUGAUAAUUAUGGACAAAACAUCCAAAAUGUUCUUGCUUCAGAGGAUGCCUUGCUUCGUCUAGAUGGUGUAUAUAUUGUAGUUGGUGGUCUGACAGGGCUUGGUUGGGAAUGUGUCCAAUUCCUGGCAAAACGAGAAGCUGGGGCAGUUGUCAUAAUGAAUCGCCGAAAGAUACAAGAGGAUAAAGUACAUGAAAUAGGAAAGAUUGAACAAGAAUAUGGUUGUGAAAUAAAUGUCAUGCAGGCCGAUGUGACUAACAUGUCAUCUCUGAAAAAGGUAUUUAAAACAAUUGAAGGCAAAUUUCCAAGAAAACAGUUAAAAGGUGUCUAUUUUGGAGCAGGUGUGCUUGAAGACAGAACUUUGAUCAAUAUGUCACGAGAUACAUUUAUGAAGGUUGCAGCACCCAAGAUACAAGGGGCUUGGAACAUGCAUUUACUUACAAAAAACAAGCCUCUUGAUUUUUUCAUCAUGCAUUCGUCAGUAACAGCAGUGUUUGGUAAUGGUGGUCAGUCCAAUUAUGGAGCAGCCAAUGCUUUCCUGGAUUCAUUAGCACAAAAACGCAGACUAGCUGGACUUGUGGGGCAGAGUAUUAACUGGGGACCUCUGCGUCUUGGGAUGCUGCAAGAUAAACCAGAUGUUGUGAACACUUUAGAAGAACAAGGAUAUAUACCACUUAGCACAGAGGAAAUCCACAAAUGUCUGAAGUCAAUACUCAUGCUUGACAAGCCUAUCAUCAUUGCUGCUAAAUUCAACUCCAUCAAACUGGCUAAUAGUAUAACAAAUGAGAAAAAUAUGACUGUACAGUUCAAGUUAAGCUUCAUACUUGAUGUUCCAACCCUGGAGAAUUUACCAGAGGAAAAAUUCAGCAGGAAGCAUCUUAUUGAUCUAGAACAACUAAAAGUUGCCGACACUGGCAUUAGGUUGGAAACAAUUAGAGAAUACAUAACAGAAUUACUCACAGAUGUACUUGGCCUUAACAAAGUAAUUCUUGAAUUAGACACGGGUGUUGAGAACUUGGGACUGGAUUCUAUGCAAGCAAUGACCAUGAGCAACCAAAUCCAUCAAACCUUCCAAGUGCGGAUUACGCCAAAUGGGUUGCUCCAGCAAAAUCUUUCAGUGAAUGAAAUUGCAGACAUUAUUGAGUCAGAAUUCACGACCUCUGUUGAUAAUAUUUUAAGAUCAGAUGUUUCUUCUCUAGCUACUGAACAGACACUUACUUAUAUGGAAUACACUUUCUAUAAGAUUUACUGCAAAAAUCCUGCUGAUCCUAGUUUGUAUUACGUCAACGAGAUCUCGAUACCAGAAUCAGUAGCUCAAACAGAACUAUGGAAGAAAAUAGCUGAACAACUUAUGCCACGGCAUGAAGUUCUGAGGACAACAUUUGAAAAGGUACCUGAGACUGAAAAUAUCAGAUGGAAUGUGAAAAGAAACAUUAACCCAGUUGGAAUGGUACCUGACUUCAGAAUAGUGGCAGCAGAAGAUUUGGAUGAGAUAGAGAAACACACAGCAGAAGCCUUCCAAUUAGAAACAAAAGGCCCACUCCGCUUCAUUUUCAUUCGUGGUAAAAUAUGUCACUUCAGAACAGUAUACAAUAGCAUUGGAUUUGAUAUGCAAGGAAUUGGAGUAAUUUUCAAAGACAUGGUGGAUAUAUUUCUUUUAAUCCAACAUGGCAUAAAACUGGAAGAUAUACAGACAGUAGGAGGAAGUCAGAUAGUAGUGGAAAUGGAGAAGGUCUUGCAGGAGAAGGGUCAAGCAUUGAAGGAGUUCUGGAAAGAUCGGCUUCAUGUAGAGAUUCCUGCAAUUACCUUGGGUACCCCAGAACUACCAAAUACAUUGGAAUCAGGAUCAGUUCAGGGAACACUAGAACCUGCUGUUUACGAUGCACUACUUGACUUAUCAAAGUCCAAAGGCUUAAGCAUUUUUAAAUUAACUACCAGUUUCUACCAACUGCUUUUUCAUCUUAUCACCGAAGAAAGAUAUGUGGCAAUUUCGACAUUAGUCGACGUCAAACAGUAUAUUCCAAAUGCUAGUAGUGCUGUUGGACUUGGAAUAAAUUACAUUCCUUUGCUAGCCGAAUUCCAAUCAGAUGAUGUUAGUGUUGAGGAAUUUCUCCAGAAUAAUAAAACUGCACUUCAAACAGCAAUAGACCAUUGUGUGUGUCCACUGGACAUCAUUAGAGAACUAGUAGGUUCUGAAAAGAUCACAAAUAUUACCAGAAACAAAGUUGUGAUUGUUGAAGAUGAAUUUGUGACACCUUUGUUAAGACUAUCAAAUGAUGCAGGCUACACAUUCGAAGUGACAAAGUCAGAAGACCUGGGAACUCUCACAGACACACAAUUUAGCAUGUGGAGCAGAACCAAAGAAAAACAAAUGACAUUUGUCUUGACAUACAAGUCAAACAUUUUAUCAAAGAAUCGUGCUAGAAAUAUCAUGAAGGCCUUUGAGGAAAUUGUUACUCAAAUAACCAGUGAUAUUUCAGUUACAAUUGCAAGUCUACGGAACAUGGCAAGUAUUACAAAGCUGAGAACAGAUGGCAAUCAAAACUAUACAGAUGACACAGUUAUGUGAAAUUCACGAGGUCUUAGAGACAUAGGACAUAUGUAUAUAGUAAUAUGAGCUGUACUGAGGUCAAAAUAUCAUCAAGCAAAGCAUAGACUCUAAUGGAAAUCUAGUGGAACAGAGUUGGAAUUUGACCGUUGAUCAUCAACAGCUGAUGUCAUUUACAGAUUACUAAAAUCAGACCAGAUCACAUUUAAUUUGAACAUGAGACAUUGCAGAUGGAAAAUGUACCUCCAUCACUCCAACAGAAUAAUAUGUGUGGUUCCAAUUGCAUAAGAAAGAAAAAAUUAGGGUUGGUAGAUCGGGCUGAAAUCGGGUUUUCUUAGGAAAUGUAUUUAACUUAGGUAGGCAUUGUAUAAACAUCUUUUAAAGAUGUAUAUAGCAAGAGAACAAGGUUUUCAUUAAGUUUAAUUAUAUUUAAUAUAAUAUUUAAAACAAAAUAUUUUUAAAUGAUGUUAAAUUGGGCUGUACAAUUAAUAUAGAUGUAUAUAUGUGAUACAAAGCAAAACAAUUAAACACCAUGAGAAACAAGUCUUUGAAUGAAAAGUUUUUAUAUCUAUAUGUCAAGUUUGACAUCGAACAACAAUAAAAUAAAGUUUUUAAAAAAUUAAUAUUACAAUACACGGAAAGUUUUAUUUUAUUAACUAUUUUAGUGUAUAACGUUUUGUAUAAUAGUAUUAUAGAUCACUACAUUCAGAUCUAAACAUGGUGGAAAACAUACAAAAUGAAAAACUAACAUUCACUGUAUAUGUGUGUGUGUGUUUGUAUAUAUAUAUAUAUAUAUAUAUUCUAUAAAUUAGUAUGUAAUAAAAAGUUCCACAGGCCGAGUGGUUUUAAAAUAUUGUUGUAUUGAUAUUUAAACCUUUUGUAGUAUUGAUUUAUUUUUAUUUUUAAAUCAUCAUGCUAAGGGGAGCUAACAUAUUACUCUCCUUGAUGUAGUCUCAGGGGCAUGUUGGCAUGCCAGAAUCGACUGCCUUUAAAGGGCGAAGUCUGUUUUUAAUGAUUACAAGAAAGUAGUGGCCACAAUAAAUAAAACAUUAUCAGUAUUCCUUUCAAACAACUGGUGACUCAUAAUCCAGUUUAGAACCAUUACACCAAGCCUAAAUUGAUGUAAUCUAAUUCCUUUGUGUGGGGGAAAUAAAAGAUACUAUUUGCUGACAGUUGGCAUUUUAAAGUUGAAAUCUGAUAUUGUUAACUUAUGUUUAUCAUAGAUUAAAUAUUAUAUACAUUCAAGCAGAAUGGACAAUGUGCUUCCAAAUUCCAGAUCAUAUUUAGAACACACCGUUUCAUAAACUUAUUUAGACUUUUUAUCUAUAUUCUUCAAUACACUGUAAAUUGUAUAUAUAUAUUUUGUAUUUUCAUUUUAUAUUUUAUAACAAUUUAAUUUAUAUAUACAUGUAUUUAUAU
Gigantopelta aegis is the source of this 8031-nucleotide messenger RNA. Its product is annotated as hybrid PKS-NRPS synthetase pytA-like. NCBI's taxonomy places the organism in Eukaryota, Metazoa, Mollusca, Gastropoda, Neomphalida, Peltospiridae. Gene Ontology annotation, biological process: fatty acid biosynthetic process. The transcript has a single exon. The record is from RefSeq and is a predicted model, not a curated record. Gene Ontology annotation, molecular function: fatty acid synthase activity. Bases 1 to 6633 code for a protein of 2210 amino acids.